Pipistrellus kuhlii (Kuhl's pipistrelle) is the source of this 1141-nucleotide messenger RNA. RefSeq names its product ecotropic viral integration site 2A (gene EVI2A). Gene Ontology annotation, cellular component: membrane. The record is from RefSeq and is a predicted model, not a curated record. Bases 346 to 1029 code for a protein of 227 amino acids. The transcript is spliced from 3 exons. Lineage: Eukaryota; Metazoa; Chordata; Mammalia; Chiroptera; Vespertilionidae.
GAUUCUGGUGUUUUUUUCCCCUGUGACAUGUGCUUUAGUUGCAGCGAAAAGGAAAUGUGUCAUCAUCUGUGGUUUGGUUCGAAAAGUGGAAAGCUAGCGGUGCAUGCCCUUUUUUGCUUCAGAUUUACUUUAACAUUCAUACUUCUCCAAGUCUGUUCUGCUUUAUAUUACUUUCAAGCUGUGCUCAAAGACAAGAAGAGAAGUGGCUUAUUAAAAUAAGGUUAUAAUCAGAUUCUGGCCAACCAUUUUGCAAGUUUGUUUAUUUGGGGAUGACAGCACAUCUGGCUGAAGACAAUCAACAGCAGGCCCAUUAUCCAUCCCGUGGUUACCCGCAUUAUCACGGACAUGAAGCACACAGGUCAUUACCUGUAUCUUGCCUUUCUGAUGACAACAGUUUUUUCUUUGUCUCCUGGGACAAGAACAAACUAUACCCAUCUGGGGGCUAACAACACUACUGUCUGGGAUCCCGAUAUUCAAAACAAGACAGGCAGAAAUCAAAAUGAAAACAGUAACAUAAACUCCACCAUUCCUAAAGUAGAUAAAAGGAGCAAUUCUACAAACAUGCCUGAAAUGGCAGCAUCUUCCACCCCUAAGUCUGAACUGGAUCUUUAUACACCUUCGGUUGCUAGGAGCAGCGCUCCGACAUUACAGAGCACUGAAAACACAAGCAAAAGCCACAGUGAAAUUUUCAAAAAAGAAGUCUGUGAGGAAAACAACAACAAAAUGGCUAUGCUGAUUUGCUUAAUUAUAAUUGCAGUGCUUUUUCUUAUCUGCACCCUUCUAUUUCUAUCCACUGUGAUUCUGGCAAACAAAGUCUCCUAUCUCAGACGUUCAAAACAAGCAGGCAAGCGCCAGCCUCGAAGCAAUGGCGAUUUUCUGGCAAGCAGUGGUCUAUGGCCUGCUGAAUCAGACACUUGGAAUAGAGCAAAACAGCUCACAGGGCCCAAUCUAAUGAUGCAAUCUGCUGGAGUGCUCACAGCUACCAGGGGGAAAAAAGAUGAAGAAGGAACUGGAAAACUCACUAACUAACAGAUGCUUUAGUGAAGAAAAAUGCAAAGUAGCAAUGGGAAACAUCAGGAAGUAAAAAUGAAUUGUUUGAUAUUUAAUGUCAACAUGUUGGUCUGACGGUCUAAAUUUUAAA